Radiomyces spectabilis is the source of this 1069-nucleotide messenger RNA. RefSeq names its product F/Y rich C-terminus-domain-containing protein. NCBI's taxonomy places the organism in Eukaryota, Fungi, Mucoromycota, Mucoromycetes, Mucorales, Radiomycetaceae. Gene Ontology annotation, biological process: regulation of cell cycle. The transcript has 6 exons. Gene Ontology annotation, cellular component: nucleus. The record is from RefSeq and is a predicted model, not a curated record. The coding region runs from base 66 to 911 and encodes 281 amino acids.
UUUUUUUUUUCCCUAUCUUUCUCAGGGGGACCACAGGAUAGCUGUCAAAACGUGUCAUUAAUAUUAUGACUACUCAGAACGGAAUCGACGUUGGUUGUCAAACCGAGGAUGUCUGGACUGACGAUCGGUUGAGAAAGUAUCGACGUAUGAAGCGAAAAAUCCUCGACUUCAUUACGAAACAUAAAUCAGCCCAACAAGCACUGGAUCGUGCCAAUCGUAGAAUACAGAGUCUCCACCGAGAAAAAAGUAAAACCCAGAGACGAUCCAGUGCCAAAGGCAAUGAUGAUGCCAUGGAUAUCAGUCAGACAGAGGAUAAUGCGGAUGAUGAUAACGGUGAAGCAGAAGAAGAAGUGGAAGAGGAUGACGAAGAAGACGAAGAAGAUCAGAUCGAAGACGACGAGGAAGUCGAAGCGGUGGUGACUAAGAAACGAACUUCAUCACGAAGGAAAAAGAUUGAAAUUCCUCGGGAUGAGAAUGGCACUGUCAAAUUACCGUUCAGUAUCGCUUCUUUAACCAUUAUCAAUCUGGGCACGGUAGUAUGGGAUCGCAGCGGAUUUCACAGCGAACGAUACAUAUGGCCAGUGAAUUAUUGCGUAGAAAGAACGUAUAUGAGCAUGGUGGAUCCGACAAGCCAGACAACAUAUGUUUGCAAAGUGGAAGACGGCAAUGAAGGACCUUUGUUUACAAUCCGAGCGGCUGAUGCGCCAGAGGAAACAUUAUCUGCCAAAACGGCCACGGGUGUGUGGGCUUUGGUGAUCAAACGAGCAAAUGAAGUACGUCAAAAGGAGUCGUCCAAUGCCAUUUCAGGUCCAGAAUACUACGGUUUUGCCCAUCCUAUUGUGGCCGAACUCAUUGAAGAAUUGGAUGGUGUCGAUAAAUGUACACGCUAUGUGCGAAGAACGGAAGCAUGAGGCCGGGAAAAAAUAAAUGAAAUCAUCGAGGACAAUGUAAAAAUGUAAAGAUAAAAAAAAUCGAAUAGUAUUUGCGUGAGAAAUUUUCAUAGGAUAAAAUAACAACAUCGGAUGUACACAGUUCUGACCACUUUGAUUAUUGAAUGCUGGCAAUAACA